AGCGAAAUGAACUCACCCGAGAAGCUCCCGCACAAGCAUCUCUAUAAGCAAUUAUUCAUUAGAUAGAUAUAGAUACUGUGGGUGCUCGCACGCAGUUCGCAGCAGUUCGAGGCUACGCGUGAACCAAAGGACCAUACAAAAUACAAAUAUACAAAAAUACUGACAGACGGGAAAACGAGCUUUUUGAAACAUGGCACGAUAAGACAGCCAGAUGCCUUUGAUUCUGCUACCACGAUGCGAGACCAAAAGCUGGAAAUGACAGCGCAAUCGAUUCCAAAAAGUUGAGACCCAACAAACGACACAAGCAAAAGCUGUCAAUAUGACAUGUUUUACGCGCGUCGGAGUAUCCUGUAGUCUGUUCUUUUUCCUACUGGGCGCCCAGCUACAAUUGAUUCGAUGUAUUCGAAAGGAUGUACUAGCUGGCCGCCUGGAGAAUGUCACCCAAACAAUAUCAAACAUACUGCAAGGAUACGAUAUUCGACUCAGGCCCAAUUUCGGAGGAGAGCCCCUACACGUCGGCAUGGAUUUGACCAUAGCCAGCUUUGAUGCCAUAUCAGAAGUUAACAUGGAUUAUACGAUAACAAUGUAUUUAAAUCAGUACUGGCGCGACGAGCGUUUGGCAUUUAAUAUCUUUGGACAAUAUUUCGACGACGAGAAUGACGACGGCAUAAGCGAUGUGCUUACAUUAUCCGGAGACUUUGCUGAAAAGAUAUGGGUACCGGAUACGUUUUUCGCCAAUGAUAAAAACAGUUUUCUGCACGAUGUCACCGAAAGGAAUAAACUGGUGAGGCUUGGCGGCGAUGGAGCUGUUACUUAUGGCAUGAGGUUCACCACAACACUCGCCUGCAUGAUGGACCUGCACUACUAUCCAUUGGACUCCCAGAAUUGCACUGUGGAAAUUGAGAGCUAUGGAUAUACUGUCAGCGAUGUGGUCAUGUACUGGAAGCCAACGCCAGUGCGCGGAGUGGAGGAUGCGGAGCUGCCACAGUUCACCAUCAUUGGGUACGAGACCAAUGACCGGAAGGAGCGGCUGGCCACUGGAGUCUAUCAGCGCCUCUCGCUUUCAUUCAAACUGCAACGGAAUAUCGGAUACUUUGUAUUCCAGACCUAUCUGCCCAGCAUUCUGAUCGUAAUGCUGUCGUGGGUCUCGUUCUGGAUUAACCACGAGGCGACAAGUGCCCGGGUUGCAUUGGGUAUCACCACGGUGCUCACCAUGACCACCAUCAGCACGGGUGUUCGCAGCUCACUGCCGCGUAUAUCGUAUGUGAAGGCGAUCGACAUUUAUCUGGUCAUGUGCUUCGUUUUCGUGUUCGCAGCCCUCCUGGAAUACGCUGCCGUUAACUAUACUUACUGGGGCAAAAGGGCUAAAAAGAAAAUAAAGAAGGUCAAAGAAUGUUGUCCAGGCAAGAUCGGAAAGAGUGAAAGAUCCGAGACGUGUUCAACGACAGAGGACAUUAUCGAGCUGCAGGACGUCCGAAUGAGUCCUAUACCUUCUUUGCGAAGAGGUACCUACAAUGCCACCCUCGACUCCAUCGGCACCGAGACCAUGAAUUUAGGAAAGUUCCCCCCAAGUUUUCGAAUAACUCGUAACUACGGCACCGGGCACAGCCAGCUUAGACGUCGCGCCCAGAGGGGAAUCUCCACCCGCCCACGCAUGUUGCAUGCACUCAAGAGAGGUGCCUCUGCUAUUAAGGCCACCAUACCGAAGAUCAAAGAUGUCAAUAUUAUUGACAAAUACUCCCGAAUGAUAUUUCCGAUUAGUUUUCUUGCGUUCAAUCUUGGCUACUGGCUGUUUUAUAUUCUGGAAUGAUAUAUAUAACGUGAACGAGUAAUCAAUUCCCCUAGAAUUCCCAAACAGAACCAUGAGACCCAAAUACGACUUUUUAUAACCUCCAUAAUAAAGAUUGACUUCGCCAUAGUAUUUGGGCGUACCUGAA
Molecule: messenger RNA, 1937 nt
Organism: Drosophila erecta
Lineage: Eukaryota; Metazoa; Arthropoda; Insecta; Diptera; Drosophilidae
Gene: Lcch3
Product: gamma-aminobutyric acid receptor subunit beta-like
Exons: 8
Coding region: 320-1810 (496 amino acids)
Biological process (GO): nervous system process; chemical synaptic transmission; monoatomic ion transmembrane transport
Cellular component (GO): GABA-A receptor complex; synapse; neuron projection
Molecular function (GO): GABA-A receptor activity; neurotransmitter receptor activity; extracellular ligand-gated monoatomic ion channel activity
Source: RefSeq, a predicted model, not a curated record